Hemibagrus wyckioides is the source of this 2720-nucleotide messenger RNA. RefSeq names its product PR domain containing 6 (gene prdm6). Gene Ontology annotation, cellular component: nucleus. Bases 159 to 1739 code for a protein of 526 amino acids. Gene Ontology annotation, molecular function: protein binding; histone methyltransferase activity. The transcript has 8 exons. The record is from RefSeq and is a predicted model, not a curated record. NCBI's taxonomy places the organism in Eukaryota, Metazoa, Chordata, Actinopteri, Siluriformes, Bagridae.
AGAGAGAGAGGAAGAGAUGACGGCUUCUCUUUUCUCCAUCCACAGACUUCACGAAGUGUUUCGGCGGUCAGGACCGUUAUGGUGUAAACGUCCAGGAAUCGCAGUUGACAUUUGUCGGCUCUGACAAACUCGUUUGUGCUAAAAAGUUGCAGUUGGAAAUGCUGAAGCCGGGGGAUCAGAGCGGUUCUGCUUUCCUCAAAGUGGACCCGACUUAUCUUCAGCACUGGCAGCAGCUUUUCCCGCAGAGUCAGCUGAAGAACUGCGCAAUUCCGCAAAUUCCGGCACCCGAUCGAGUGCCUGUAGCUGCGGACAGCCUCCGCCAGAGAACCGGGUUAAUCUCCUCCACCACCGCACCGGCCCCUUUAACGCCGUCCUCGAGCUCUUCGUGCGCUCCUGCUGUGUCCGCGCUCGCGGGUUUAACGCAGCUGUCCGUGCCGCAGCUCGCGCUAUUCGGACACACUCUCUGUACCGAGGACGCACCGGCCGAAAACAGCAGCGCGUCUCAGUCCAAGGAACUUUGCCUGCAGUCCAACUUUAACGACAAACCGUCCCGGUUGAAGCUGACCUCAGAGGAACUGGACUACUAUCUAUACGGACAGCAGAGGAUGGAGAUUAUACCAUUGAACAAUCACACCAGUGAUGUCAAUAACCGCUGUGACAUGUGUGCAGAUAACCGGAACGGUGAGUGCCCCAUGCACGGGCCCCUGCACUCGCUGCGGCGCCUGGUAGGGACAAGUAGUGCAUCCACUGCUGUGCCCCCUCCUGAGGUUCCCGAGUGGCUGCGUGACCUACCCCGUGAAGUCUGCCUCUGCACCAGUACAGUGCCAGGCCUGGGCUAUGGUAUCUGUGCUGCCCAGCGCAUACCACAGGGCACUUGGAUUGGGCCUUUUCAGGGUAUUCCUCUGCUUCUGGACAAAGUGCAGUCUGGAGCGGUGCGCAACACAAGACACUUAUGGGAGAUCUAUGACCAGGAGGGCACGUUACAGCACUUUAUUGAUGGCAAUGAUCCAAGCAAGUCAAGCUGGAUGAGGUACAUCCGCUGUGCCAGACACUGUGGGGAACAGAACAUGACAGUGGUUCAGUACAGAUCGUGUAUUUUCUACCGGGCUUGUAUGGAUAUUCCACGAGGAACCGAGCUUCUGGUCUGGUACAAUGACAGUUACACCUCCUUCUUUGGCAUCCCCCUGCAGUGCAUCGCACAGGAUGAAAACUUGAAUGUGCCAUCUACUGUAAUUGAGGCCAUGUCCCGACAGGAAAGCCUGCAACCUUUCAGCAAAACAUCCAAAUCCUCUUCACCCACCAUGCUGCAGCGCUCCAUGGUUUUCCCUCACUCACCCUGCUCACGGAGCUUCUCUCUCCUUGACAAGGUGGGCAACAUGGAGUCUGGCUUUAAUCAGCUGAACACCAAGAACCAGCGUGUCCUGGCCAGUCCCACAUCCACUAGCCAGCUUAACAGUGAGUUCAGCGACUGGCAUCUCUGGAAAUGUGGCCAAUGCUUCAAGACCUUCACGCAGCGCAUUCUUCUGCAAAUGCAUGUGUGCACACAGAAUCCAGACAGACCGUAUCAGUGUGGACACUGUUCACAGUCUUUUGCCCAGCCCUCAGAGCUGCGCAACCAUGUGGUAACACAUUCCAGUGACCGCCCCUUCAAGUGUGGCUAUUGCGGCCGAGCUUUUGCUGGUGCCACGACACUUAACAACCACAUCCGCACCCACACCGGGGAGAAGCCAUUCAAGUAAGUAACAGUGUGAGCGGUGCGAGAGGAGCUUCACACAGGCCACACAGCUUAGCAGACACCAGCGGAUGCCCAACGAGUGCAAACCCAUCAGCGAGAGCAGCGAAUCAAUUGAGGUGGAUUAGUUGAUUGACCAUGCCGGAAUUAAACGGAGAAGGAAAGUCAUGAUUAAAUGUCACGGACACUUAAGCAAAACCAAAGAUUUCCUCUGAGAAACUCUCAAUCAGCCCCAGAAAACCAAAAGCAGUAAUAAAAUAAGUAAGAUGUUAAGAGAUAUUGAUCCCAACACAGACUGGUUGUGGCUGGGGUGGGGGGUGGGGGGUUUGGGGGUGCAGGACAAGAUUAUUUAUUCAUGACUGGGAAAGUCACAAUUCUGUUAAAAAGCUGGAACAAAAGCGUGAGAUACCAAAAACUUGGCUUAUUGCUUUAUUUCUUAGUCAUGUACAUAGUACAAUAAAACCAAAGGGAGAAGACUAUAAGGGGUGCAGGGACCCCUCAAACUGAUAAUGCACAGUUUCUGUAUAAUUGCACCAUUUAAUAAGCAGGAUUUUUUGAGAGAAACAUUUGUAUUCACCAAAAAAAUAGCCUCUGUAUAAAAUGUACAUUUUGAAUUAUAUUUCUCUCAUAUCAUGCUUUUCGGCACUUUUGACUGGUAUUAUUUAAUAUUUCCUUUGAAUAAUGAUUCUAAAUGCAAUGAUGGAGAAUAUUUAAAUAUGAGUGGGAUGGAAAUGUUCUUCGUGAAAUAAAUUAAAUUAAAAAACCAAAACAAAAAAAAACCUUGUUACCAAAUAUGAAAUGAAGAAGAGUUUUAAAGCAAUAUAUAGAAUUGUAUUUGUAGUGCCAUUCAGUGCAUUUAUGGCUAUAUUCAUUUUAUAUGGUGAAUGGGGCUACUGAAUGUUACAUUUAUUGCAAAAAAAUAUAUUUAACAUAAUGUCACCAUUACUACGGACAAACAUUACAGUUUUGGUUUUGUUUGUCAAGGAGU